Messenger RNA from Heterobilharzia americana, 1873 nucleotides. The record is from the annotation of a GenBank genome assembly. Lineage: Eukaryota; Metazoa; Platyhelminthes; Trematoda; Strigeidida; Schistosomatidae.
CGCACUGCAGUCUAUGGGUGCUGCGCACACAAUACUCCUGCUUUUAUUCACUUAACUGAGAGAUAAUGCCACUCAGGGACCUUGGUCCUUGGAGGUCAUGGAUAGUGCGCAACGUUUUUGAAGUCCGGCUGGAAGUUAGUUUUGAAAUAUUCUUCCAGACUUCAAGGUUCUGGGUGUUUUCACUGUGUCAUUCGGGUUUCAUUCUCGGUUUUAUCUAAGAUUACAUUCUAUAGUUUUGCAAUACGGCCACGUUAUAAAACAUUUAAUAAACGGCCUACCGAUACUCUUUGUUGUACAUAGUCGCUGCAGCAACUAGCAGGAAUAAACGUUUCUUUUAUCGUAGGAUCUAAAAGGUACCGUUUUGCCCAACCUUACACGUAUUCCUGAUGCCCAGUCUGAUCAUUACUAAGGAUGAAGAUAUUUUGAGGAAAGCUAAUGAGGAAUAAUGAAUGGAGUCAGUUUCAACCAUACUGAGCCAAUGAAUCUAGGCUCACCUCCGAGUUCAAACAAUUCUCCAGGUGCUUACCAGUAUCUCCCAGGAUUUCUUAUGAAUGAAAAUCCACUGGUUGUAAACCCAGUUGCAACCAAUCCGUUUACAGAAUCUAAAGUUUCGCGUCAAAAUCCUGUUUCCCCUCUAUGUGGGAACUCACACAACAUGCCAGUUCCUCUGCAUAGUGGGAAUAAGCUGCAACCAAGAUGUCUAAGUCAAACAGGUGAAUCGGUUGGGCGUCGUCUUACAUCUCCUCCAACACGAAGUAUGUGGUCGACUGUUAGUGGCACUGGUGUUCGUGCAAACAAUACUGUAGACAGUCUUGGAGGAUUAAAGCAUAGCACACCAAAUUACUCUACUGGUGCAUCAGUUAACCCAUCAGUUAAAAGGUUGGGUGUUGCUAGCCCUUUUCAAUCACCUGCUGAACCAAGUUAUCAUCGUAACCCCCUCCAUAAUAUUGUAAAUAAGACAACACCUUUAAUUGGAUCACCGCUUCAUAACAACAGUGUCGUUUUAAAUCCAAACGAUGGUAAUGCAAACAAACAAGAUGGUCUUUUAACUCCUGAUCGUUUGGCUGAAGCACUGUUUACACAUCAAAGUUCUAACGAUAUUGAUAGUGCAAAUCCAAACGAUUGUUGGGUAACAGUUUUCGGGUUCCCUCCGCCUCGUGCAGCUUUCAUUCUUAAUCAAUUUGCUCAACUCGGUACAAUUGAAAAACAUGUGAUUACGAAUAGUGGUAACUGGAUGCAUAUCAAAUAUCAGAACAGGAUGCAAGCUCGUUGUGCUUUGAAUAAAAAUGGCAAAGUAUUUGGUGAUAAUAUAAUGGUCGGUGUAUCUGUGUGUACUGAUCCGCAAGUCAUGAAUGGAGAAACGUCUGGUCUAUUUUGUAAACAGACAAACACUAGCAAUAUCAAUGAUUCUAUAUUCCUUAGUCCAUCGAAUCAUGUUAGGCGUGGUGUCGAUGAGAACAAUCAAGCGAUUGGAACUGUGAAUAAAACUCCACUUCGAGAUUUAGGUGGACUAAGGUCUAAUGUUGGUGACAACUCAACAAAUAUUGGGACUGAUUCUAAUCACACUUUUUCAGAGAGACCAGUAGGCAAUAUUGGCAGACAUAAUUCAAUGCGAUCACUGGCUGCAUCUACACGACCGACGAAUUUAUCAAGAACAACAAGUGUUCGACAGGACAAAGAUUCAGGAUUACUUUCUAAAGCAUUGGGCUAUAUGUUUGGCUGGUCAUAAAUGCGUGCAUCCUUCCUAAAGCUGACUUAUAUUGAUGAAUAUUUUCAUCUUGGAUUACUGCCAGUACGCAGAGGCUUGUGUUUUUAUAAUUAUCUCCGUCUUAUCUCUAAUGCUCAAUAAAAUUAUAGGACUGUUCUUGUAAAA